AUGGAGGACGUUGUCAGCCUCGAAGCGGGCUCGGCGACGGCCCAAGUCGCCCUCUACGGCUCCACGGUCAUCGCCUGGCGUCCGAAAAAGUCAACCGAAUCGCUCCUCUUCAUGUCCAAGAAGGACGUCGCUGGAAAGCCUUAUCGUGGUGGAAUACCACUCGUCUUCCCUCUGUUUGGCGCCGUGAGCGACCAUUCAGACGUUCCCCAGACGCUCAGCAAGGCUCCUCGACACGGCUUCGCCCGUGAUCGAAGGUGGAAGACAAUUGACUUCAAUGGUGACCGCGUCACCAUGUCGCUCACGACGCAAGACUAUCCCGAGCUCCGAGACGGAUACCCCUUUGACUUUGAGCUUCACCACAGCAUCCUGCUCACCGAAACGGCGCUUGAGUGCACCCUCAAGGUCAAGCACCUCUCCUCCAGCCAAAAUGACGAGAUGGCCUUCCACGCCCUUUUUCACAACUACCUCGCCCUGCCCUCGCAAAGCACAAAGGUUGCAGGCCUCCAAGGACGUUCGUAUCGCGACAAGCUGCAGGGCGGUAAGGUUCUUCAGGAAUCGCAGGAUACAUGCAGCUAUGUUGAGCCAAAGGACAGCGUGUACCUCGGUGGCGCGCCCACCCUCCGCAUCGGUGAGGCUAUCGAGCUCAAGAGGUCCGAAACGCUGCCAGACACGACCUUGUGGAACCCCGGCAAGGAGGCGGGAGACGGUAUGAGCGAUCUCCACAACGGUGGCUGGAAGGAAUUUGUCUGCGCAGAGCCCGGUCACGUCGCUUCUUUUGUCCAUCUGGCAAAAGGUCAAGAGGUGUGUCCUCCGUUGUGUGCAUCGAGAGUCUUGCUGCUGCUUGGUUGCUAA
Molecule: messenger RNA, 852 nt
Organism: Acaromyces ingoldii
Lineage: Eukaryota; Fungi; Basidiomycota; Exobasidiomycetes; Exobasidiales; Cryptobasidiaceae
Product: galactose mutarotase-like protein
Exons: 1
Coding region: 1-852 (283 amino acids)
Biological process (GO): carbohydrate metabolic process
Molecular function (GO): isomerase activity; carbohydrate binding
Source: RefSeq, a predicted model, not a curated record